Prunus armeniaca (apricot) is the source of this 318-nucleotide messenger RNA. The record is from the annotation of a GenBank genome assembly. NCBI's taxonomy places the organism in Eukaryota, Viridiplantae, Streptophyta, Magnoliopsida, Rosales, Rosaceae.
AUGGCUCCUCCUAUGAAGAAAUUGUGUGCAGUUUUAGGCAUAGCCAUCCUCUUUGCUAGUUUUAGGCAUUGUGUGCCAACGCCAACCAUUUCAGCUUCUCCAGCCGUUUUACCAUAUGGAAAAGCACCCAACAACAACAUGUCAUCCUUUUUCCCUACUUCUCCUACUUCUGAGGCAUUUGGACCAGUGGCAGUGGCAGUGCCCAGCUCAGGUGAGUUUGUGGGGAAGGUUAAUUCAUCCGCCGACUUCGACCGUGGGUGUGCUCUUGUUGCAAUAUAUGCUGCAGCCCUUUCUACUUUGUUUCUAAAUCUUGCUUAA